AUGGGCGCUCUCUGCAGUAAGGAAUCCGACAACUUCGCCGGCCCCGGUCGCCCCGUUGGCUCAGCGCCCCCACAAGGCGGGACUUCCUCCGUCCCAAAGACCAUCAAGGUCGGUGGUCCGCCUCGGACGCUAGGCGGCGCGUCGGCGACCAACGACAGCGAUACCCCGGAUGAAGCCCGGAGGAAAGCCGCAGCUGCUGCAGAGGCCCGCGCGCAAGCUUCCAAACCUACGGGAAAGCUUGGCAGCAAACUAGAAGCCCAGAAGAAGAUGUCCCGCAUGGACACUCUAGCAUCUGCGAGCUCUCACGAACAACGAUCGCGGGAUCUCGAUCAAUCAGCUGCAACCUUACGUCACGACUAG
Scedosporium apiospermum is the source of this 360-nucleotide messenger RNA. RefSeq lists its product as uncharacterized. NCBI's taxonomy places the organism in Eukaryota, Fungi, Ascomycota, Sordariomycetes, Microascales, Microascaceae. The coding region runs from base 1 to 360 and encodes 119 amino acids. The transcript has 2 exons. The record is from RefSeq and is a predicted model, not a curated record.